Helicoverpa zea (corn earworm) is the source of this 2033-nucleotide messenger RNA. RefSeq names its product RNA polymerase II-associated factor 1 homolog (gene atms). Gene Ontology annotation, cellular component: Cdc73/Paf1 complex. Lineage: Eukaryota; Metazoa; Arthropoda; Insecta; Lepidoptera; Noctuidae. Gene Ontology annotation, biological process: transcription elongation by RNA polymerase II. The record is from RefSeq and is a predicted model, not a curated record. The coding region runs from base 157 to 1953 and encodes 598 amino acids. The transcript has 10 exons. Gene Ontology annotation, molecular function: chromatin binding; RNA polymerase II complex binding.
AUUCAUUCAGUCAGUUAACUGUCAUUACGGGAAAAUAAAGUCGUCGCGUUGUUUGUUGUAAUUUUAUAGUUGAAAUGGUUCCAGUUAUUUAAUAUUUUUGAUAAUCGAAUGUUUCUGAAAUGCUAAAGUAAUUAAGUGAAUAAUUAGGUCGUGAAAAUGCCACCUACCGUUCAAACAAAUGAGCCCGAAAGAGAAAAACGUCCACAGAGGACAGGGGAAAGGAGAUCGGAGCUUGUGACACGCGUGAAGUACUGCAACACACUUCCAGAUAUACCCUUUGACUUAAAAUUUAUAACAUAUCCAUUUCCAUCGACACGAUUCAUUCAAUAUAAUCCGACCUCUUUGGAAAAGAACUACCGGUAUGAAGUGCUUACUGAGCACGAUUUGGGAGUUCACAUAGACCUAAUUAACCGGGAUAUAUACCAGGGCGAUGGUAAUGCCAUAUUAGAUCCGGCUGACGAGAAAUUACUUGAAGAUGACAUCCUCACGCCCCAGGACUCGAAGAGGUCGCGGCACCAUGCUAAGAAUGUGUCAUGGUUGCGCCGCUCCGAGUAUAUCUCUACGGAACAGACUAGGUUCCAGCCUCAGUCUAUGGAGAAGGUUGAAGCAAAGGUCGGUUACAAUGUCAAGAAAAUCUUCAGUGAGGAGACACUUUACAUGGACCGUGAAAGUCAAAUCAAGGCAAUUGAAAAGACAUUCGAGGACAAUAAGAAACCUAUAGAGAAACACUACAGUAAACCAGGAGUUACUCCCGUGGAGAUCAUGGAAGUAUUCCCCGACUUUGACAUGUGGAAGUACCCGUGUGCUCAGGUCAUAUUUGACUCCGAUCCCGCACCUACGGAUAAGAAUAUUGCUGGACAGAUUGAAGCUAUGUCACAGGCUAUGAUUCGAGGUGUGAUGGACGAAAGUGGAGAACAGUUUGUGGCCUACUGUCUGCCCACUGAGGAAACUAUACAGAAACGUCGCCGGGACAUUGCAGAGAGCAUACUGUAUAUGGACGGAGAUACAUACGAGUAUAAGAUGGCUAGAGAAUACAAUUGGAACGUCAAGAGUAAGGCUUCUAAGGGUUACGAGGAGAACUAUUUCUUGGUUGUCCGCAACCACUGCGUGUACUACAACGAGCUGGAGACUCGCGUGCGGCUGUCGAAGCGCCGCGCCCGCGCCGGGGCGGCCGCGCAGGCGCUGACGCGGCUCGUCGUCACGCACCGCCCGCUCAGCGCGGCCGAACAUCGCAUGUUAAGGCUCAGAGAGAAGCAGCUUGAACCGCCUCAGGAGGAAGAUGAAGAAGAAGAGGAAGAUGAUGACGACGAUGAUGAUGAUAAACAAGAACAGAAUGGUGAUAAAGAAAGAUCCCGAUCUCGUUCAAAGUCUGGUUCGAAAUCGCCACAUGGCUCAGACCGAUCAAAGGGUUCCAAGUCGCGAUCAAGAUCCGGUUCUCGCUCUAGAUCGAAGUCCAAGUCGAAGUCUAGAAGUCGAUCCCGGUCUGGAUCGGGCUCUAGGAAGUCUAGAUCACGUUCGGGAUCUGCACGCUCUGGAUCAGCCAGAUCCGGUUCCGGCAGAUCUAGAUCUCGUUCUCGCUCUAAGUCUGGAUCACGUGCGUCAUCGCGAGCUUCUUCCCGCGCCAGUUCUCGCAGCGGGAAGGGUUCCCGCGCCAGCUCGGCUAGUGGACGGUCCAGACCUAGUUCUAAGGGCAGUGGGAAGGGCUCCAGAGCCAGUUCAAGGGCAAGUUCACGGGCUUCAUCGCGAGCCAGCAAGCGCUCAUCAAGGGCCUCGUCGAGAGCUUCAAGGGCGUCAUCCAAAGCAUCCUCUCGAGCUAGCUCUAGAAGGAAGUCAGGGUCUGGAAGCGGUUCUGAUAGGUCCAGGAGUAGGUCUGGUAGUGGAUCUAGAAGGGGCUCCCGAAGCCGCAGCGGGUCGGCGUCGAGCGCUUCGUCACGGCACAGCGGCUCAGACUGAACCCACAACAUCUGUCACUACUAUGUGUUCCCACAAUCACUUGCUUAUCUGUAAAGUGUAAUAAAAAUAUAAGAAUAAAA